AUGCAGCACAAUGCUGGAGAACCGUACCAAAUGGUCUCUGAAGUAGAUGUUAAAGCUAAGGUAUUUGCAUAUGUGCUUGACCUUAAGUAUAAACAGUACACAUUUUCAUCUGUGGAUACCUUAACCAAAGCCAUAGCAUGGAUUGUAGAAGAAGAGAGAGAGCGAGGCUGGGAGAACUUAAAAGCACCAAGUCAAACAAGCUGUAGUACCAUCACAAAAAGUUUGAUGAUUAAUCUAAAAAAUUCCAAACCACUGUACAAACAACAGAACUACCCUAAAGCUGAACUUUCCCAUGGGUUUUUAGAAUUGGGUGCUUACCAAGAUAUCUACGUCUCUGUUGUCCACACACCCCACAUGUUUUUUGUGCAAAAAGCAAACAUUAUAUCAUGUCUCGAGGAUUUAGUGAAUGAUAUCAACGUGCUUGUUACUGAAGGAAAGUUAGAGAAGGAGACAAGACUUAGCAAAGGAGUUUUCUGCAUAGCUCCUUUUGACCAGGAUGGCAGGUGGUAUAGAGCAAAAGUACAGCAGAUUCUGUCCAAUUCUUCAGAUAAUAUGAAUAAUGAUGAUGAUGAUGAUGUGCGUCUAUUUUUUGUGGACUUUGGAGAUGAAGGUAGUGCUAAAAGAAAAGAGAUCUUUAGAAUUACUGAGAAACAACUUUUGCUUCCUGCUCAAGCUAUUGAGUGCUCACUUGUAAACCUUGUUCCUCCCCACGGUGGUUGGAGUGAGCAGGCUGGUGAUGCAUUCUGGGAAAAAACACUGGAUGAUAAUGUGAACAAACGAUUAAUUAUAAAGGAUACAUGUACAUUAUAUCCCUCAUUAAACGUGAUACAAAUUGACCAACUUUUGAAUACCUACAAUGUAUGUUUAUAUGACACCGUUACACAGAAGGACAUCGAUAUUGCAGAAGAGUUAGUGAAAGAAGGCUGGGGUAGACUAGCAGAUGUGCAAAACUGUGAUGUUAACCAGAAUGGGAAGAUAGAGAAUAAUCUCAAUGCAGACCUGUCAAGUGAAACCAACUCUGCAAAAGAGAGUUCUGGUACAGAAGAAGACUUAUUGCAUGAAGAAAGUGAAGCUGCUGGAAAGUUCCUCGGUUUCAUCGCCAAGAAAUUUAUUGAUGGUAUUUUGCAAAAUUCCAAGUUGACUCAGUCAACAGAUGAAGAAGAAGAGAUUGUAAAACAAAAUCAUAAUCCAUCAGUUUCAAGAUCUUUUAAACCAUCAUUAUCUUCUCCUUCUGCAUCCAAAGACAGUCCAUCUUUGUCAAUACCUAGUGAUAUACCUCCUCUGGUGGCAGUUGAAGGAAUAACAAAAAGCUUUACUCCACACAUUUGUUGGUGGCAGAACAAGUCUCAUGUAAUUGUGACAGUUCAGUUAACAGGUGUGAAAGAAUACGACUUGACGUUAUCUCACACACGUCUUCAGUUCUGUACACAAUGGGAAGGCCGUUUAUACAGAUUUGAUGAAGAACUGUUUGCUUCUAUAAAUCCAAAUGGUUCAAAGGCCAAUACCAGUGAUAAAUGUGUCAUUAUUGAGCUUGAAAAGUCAUCUUUUGGGGAACGUUGGACUCGACUUGUAAAAACAAUUAAAAAGAGAUCUCACAUUCAAAUAGACUUUGAUCAUUUGGACACCAGCAGCUCUGAUGAAGAUAGUUUUGUAAAAGGUCUAAGAAAAGCACCUGAUGAAGGUGGAGAGAAAGGAGAAAUCUUACCCGUCGAUCCAAGUGACAUAGAAGAUCAAAAUGAUGCAUGUAGUGACGAUGAUCCUUCUGAUGAAAAUGUUUUUGAACACAAAGAUCCUUUUGACAUUCUAAGCUAGUAACUUGUGGGUAGUGUUACUUAUAUUAGGUUUAAUACUCAACUUAUGAAGAUCUGAAAAGAGCUGCUAGAUAUGAUUAUAAAGUAAUUGUGGAUAUUGAUGUGUACUAAAGAAUUAAAUGAUAUGAAAGUGAAGACGGGUUUUAUUGUGUAGGAUCGGCAGUUGAUGAAUAAUACAAACUAAUUUUCUCUUAAUGGGAAGAUAAAACAGGAACUUUACAGGUUAGUGAUGUGAAAGCUAAUUUCUUAGUGGAUUUUGUUUUAUUUGGUAUUUUAAUUAUAGCGGAUACUGUGUAUGUAGUAUAAAAGUACAACAGAUGAGCGAUAAUGUUUUAUAUGAUAAUAACUUUUGUUUGAUUUGGCUGCUCUUCAGUUUUUUUUGUUGCUGGGUCAAUGUACUGGAGAGUCUGCUUAUACUCCAAUAGAAAUAACUUUUGCCAAAAAAAACCUUGAUUAUCAUUUACAGAAAGAAUGCACUCGAGGAUGAAAUGAUUCUGUUGGCUGAUAUCGAAAAUUAGUGAUAUUGAUGAUUUUGUAUUAUUUUAUCAUUGAUUAAAGACAUAUAUUUUAGAAAAUUGUCUGUUAACAUAAGACUUGUUUCUGGUCUUUCUUUCACUAAAUGCUAAUAAGAGAAUUAUGUUAAAAGUGUGCCUUGUAUUUUGUCUUAGUCCCUUUUCCAGGGAUAAAACGUUUGGAGAUUAUCACUUCUCCUCGGUAACUAGGCUAUCUCAAAGCUGUAUUUAAAGUGGUGAAUUAUAUGUCAUUGUUGUUUUUAAUGUCUAUCUCAUUGCUAAAUGUUUAAGAAUGUAUAGCCUUGUGUAUCUGUAAACACACUAACUAGAGUCUUAAUGAAGUAGUUCCAGUGACAAAGUUUACGUAAGCAACGAUAAAACGUUUGGAGAUUAUCACUUCUUGUCGGUAACUAGGCUAUCUCAAAGCUGUAUUUAAAGUGGUGAAUUAUAUGUCAUUGUUGUUUUUAAUGUCUAUCUCAUUGCUAAAUGUUUAAGAAUGUAUAGCCUUGUGUAUCUGUAAACACACUAACUAGAGUCUUAAUGAAGUAGUUCCAUUGACAAAGUUUAUGUAAGCAAUGAUGUAAUUAAUUAAAUCCUGUUUUUAUGUAUGUAACUAUUUAAAGGUUGAAAAUUUGGGUUUGGACUGACAAAACUGUGGCAGCAAAGUUUGUAAAGUGUAAAAAGACAAUAAAGUUACUGAGAAAUAACAAAAGUAAACAAAAUCACACAUAUGCAUAAAAACAACAUGUAUGUUAUGGUAGCAGUGUGGAAGGGUUCACAUGACCGUAAGGAAAUUUGCUGUUCUUUUGUGUGAACUAUCAAAUUAUAGCUGUAAAAUGUGGCUUAAUUAUUAGAAAAAUUCACAAGAAAAUUGUUUGGUAAUUAUUGCAUUUUGCUAUGAUGUUUGUUGGAAAAUAAAACUAAAAUUAUUCUGCUUGUUGUUAAGAAACAAUGAAACUAAUAUUGUGUCAAAUUAGUUGGAAUGAAAUGAUGUAAAUUUUCUCUGACGAUAUACAAGAUUUGUAUCAUGGUUCAGAGGAAUUUUUUAAAAACAAGUGUCCUAACCCUUUCUUUUCACUGUAUGAUGUUUAUUAAUAUGUGCAUAUUGUGCCUUAGAAUGUAUAACUAUGUGCCUAUAACCCUACACAGAUAUAUUUGCCUUGGCUAUGCAUGUAAUACAUCUCAUAGGAAUCCCCAAGUUCUCUUGUGGCUGUUUUAAUGAUGUGUUCGUGUAACAAAUUUAUGUUACUAUUUCAUGUCUUCAGUGGGAUAACAUGAUUUCACAAAAGUAUAGAAUUAAUCAUGGGUCUUCUUUGAAAUUCAUUGCUCUACUUCAACAGUUUUAUAUUAUUGUUAAGCCACGGUAGAUUUAAAAAAAGUGAAAUCAACUAUGCUUUAACUUCCUUCCCUAUCAUCUUAAAAUAGUGAAAGCAGUGAAUGUUGGAGGACUCCUAAUAUUUAUCAUAAAUAAGUCUUGAAUACUGGAUGUCUGUAAAGAUGAAUAAGUUAUGUAACAGAGAGCUGUAGGUAAGUCAUUUUAAAUGCUACUAAAAGAUGGAUGUGAUGUAAGAAAACAAACAGUUAUACCGUGAAAAUAGCCUGUUUCAGUGACUUUGGAACUCUAUAGUAAUAACUGCAAUAUAUUGACCAAGUUAACAACAACCAAAAAGGUCUGGAAAAAGAGUAAUCACUACUGCUGAAGCAAAGGAAUUAAUAUUUAGCAUUCUCUGAAACAUUAUUGUUAAAUAUGACAUAAGAUAUCCUUAAAACAUAUCUCUGCAAAGGGUCAAUCAGAUGAAACAUCAAAUGAGUGUGCUGGAACUAACUUUGUAGAAAGUAUUAACUGAGAUAUUGUGUUGUUAUAUUUAAUUAUGUUGUAAAAUCAGUAAGAUGUUGCAGUAAAAGAAACAUAGAAUAACUGACAGAUACAAAGUUUAGCUUGUCAUUUGUGAAUAUUUGAUUAUAUUGCUAUUCAAUGUGGAAAAACAUUAGUGUUAAAUGAAUUCAAUAAACUCACGAAUUUUACAGAACUAAGAUGGAUAACUGAGAAAAGUACAGAAAUAAAAGGAUUAUACUGAUGAUGAAGACUAUCAUAAUAAUAAGAAAUCAUACGUUAACCUUUUUCUUUUUUUACAAGUUGAUGCUGAUUAACAUAAUAUAUACUCGAAUUUGUAUUGAUAAACUUGUUUUUUUUGUCUAACAUUUAGUUAAUGUUGAAUAAUUUAUAAGUAUUUGAAUGAGAAAGAUCUUAACUAUUUAAAACUGAUAAGGCUGUACCUACAUUUGUUUGAAGAGCUCUGUUUUAUUCAGACGAAAAACUAAUGUAAACAUAGAGAACUUUCUUAAGGUAAUUGUGAUAAAUAUUGAAGCUAAGAAAGAGCAAUAAUUUGUAUAUCUUUUUGUCACAAAAAUUAUAUAUCUUUAGUUUAAACACAUAUCUUUUAUUAUUGCCCAGCAUGCACCAUAACUUGAAAGUGGGAUUUGUGUUUAUUUCAUGUAAUAUGUUAUCAUAUAAUAAUUUCUUUGUUUUUCAGAAUUUGUAGUGCAUACUGGAGGGAUUUAGACAUUUUGAUAAUAGAUUUAAAAAAAAACAGUUACUCUCUAGGUAAUAACAAAAACUUUUUUACUUCAGCCAAUUUUGCUAUUGUGGCUUCAUCGGGGCUUUUGCUGUUCUUCUUCUACUAAUCCUAAUGAGGCUGUAAUGGCAAAACAUUGACUGAAAUAUAAAGUUUUUCAAUAUUAUUAUGUAGAGUGAAAAGGUGAUUUUUUUAACCUUAUUGCCAGCAUGUUUUCUCUGGUAACAAUAGAAGACAAGGUUAUUUUGUUGUUAUUCAGAAGUUGUCUCUGUUUGUGAAGGUUUCUUUGAAAAAAGAUUGCAACAUGCAUCAUAUGACUAAUAUUUUCAAAAUAUUAGUCAUAGUAUAGUGGUGCUUUAUGAAAUCCUGGUUUCGGUAACUUUUAUUUUCAUUUUAUUCCAAUGAAGGUAAUUUUUCAGUUUAAUUGUUAGUAUAAAAAGUAAACUGAAUCUGUUAUCAAAAACCCUUUUGAUGAUAUGCCAUAAAAUUAAGAACAAGCUCUGUUUGUUUUUUGAAGGUAAUUUUUCAGUUUAAUUUUUAGUAUAAAAGGUAAACUGAAUCUGUUAUCAAAAACCUUUUUGAUGAUAUGCUAUAAAAUUAAGAACAAGAUCUGUUUGUUUUUGAAGGUAAUUUUUCAGUUUAAUUGUUAGUAUAAAAGGUAAACUGAAUCUGUUAUCAAAAACCUUUUUGAUGAUAUGCUAUAAAAUUAAGAACAAGUUCUGUUUGUUUUUGAAGGUAA
This is a messenger RNA of Limulus polyphemus (Atlantic horseshoe crab), 5638 nucleotides long. RefSeq lists its product as uncharacterized. The transcript is spliced from 11 exons. Bases 1 to 1812 code for a protein of 603 amino acids. NCBI's taxonomy places the organism in Eukaryota, Metazoa, Arthropoda, Merostomata, Xiphosura, Limulidae. The record is from RefSeq and is a predicted model, not a curated record.